GUAGCGCUACUCUGUCCGCCUGCUCCUGGGGCCCCGGGGCUGGGCUGCUUGUCGAGUCCCGGCCGCCACCUGCGGGGUGGUUUCCUUCGCCCAGGGGGCGGGAGGCGGGGAGUGUCGCAGGCCGCGUGAAAGGGGGUCUUUCUCUGUCUCCGCAUCCCGCCAGCCGCAUGGGAGCCACCUGGAAGGUCUGAGGGGCUGGGAGACAAGUUGCCGUGAAAAUGAUGCAUCCUGUUGCCAGUGGUAAUACUGCUUUCUGUGGGCCUGGCAAGGCUUCCUGCCUCAAUGAAGACAAUAUGAGAGCUGCUGAUCAAUUUGACUUAUAUUCCUCUCAACAAAGCAAAUACGGCCACACGGUCAGCCACAAACCAAUUGCUUGCCAGAGGCAAGACCCACUAAAUGAAACACACUUGCAGGCCACAAGUGGCAGAAGCAUAGAGACAAAAGAUGAACUCAAGAAAAAGAAAAACCUCAAUCGAUCUGGUAAACGUGGCAGGCCCUCGGGGACCACCAAAUCAGCCGGAUACCGAACCAGCACAGGACGACCCCUUGGAACCACCAAAGCGGCUGGAUUUAAGACAAGUCCAGGCAGACCUUUGGGUACAACUAAAGCUGCAGGAUACAAAGUCAGCCCAGGGAGACCUCCAGGAAAAAAGCAGCAAGCCUUCAGGUGUUCCAGUGAUGCCUAACACAUAAUGAGCUGGACUUUAUGCUGUGCUUUACAGUAAGAGGUGUUGAAUUAUAUGUGGGGACUAUGUGUGCACUGGCAACUAAGACAUUGAACCUCAACAAUCUUAGCAUUGCACAGACCAUAUAGAACAAUUUUGGAUGGCUACUUAUAUUGAUUUGUAACCUCAUGGCAGCUAAAUUGCUACUAAACCAGACUUUCUUCAGGUCGAGGCUUUUGAAUCUGGUCCUGUGUUCUAUUUCUUAACAAAUUUAAAUAUAAAACUCUUAAUUAUUUACUCAGAACAGUGUAACUUCUGACGCAUAAAUGCUUUUAUUGUCAUUAACAUUCACAAUGUAAUUGUCAUUUAACUGUUUCACUUCAUAAUGCCGAGCAGUGUUUUGAAAUUUUUGAACUAGUUUGGAAAACAUCUAUUUAAUUGAAUGAUCUAAUUGUGGGAAUGAGACAUUCCACUGGCAGAGAUUUGGUUGCAUGUUGCUUUUAUAUUUUAGAGUAAAAUCAACUUCUUCCUUUCCUGUCAAUUUCUUUUUGUGCUUGAUUUUGUUUCUCCCUUUAUGCAUCUACUCAGUGGUGCUGUGCUGUGUGUCAGAAGGCAAUACAGAUGUAUUAUUGUUAUGCUAGUAUAAUGACUUUGUAUUCCAAUAUAUUGAAACAGUGAAAUCAGCUAAAGAAGAUAUGUCCAUUAUGGUGUUUAUUAAUAUCAGGAAAAAAGGGGGGCAGUGACAACAGUUAUGGAUAAUACCAAUUAGAACCCUGCUUUUGCAGUUCAUGUGAAAGGCUGCCUAAAGAAUUGGAUUUGUGCACUUCUGAACAUCUCCUGAUUCCAGUUUCUUUUGAACAAUUUUAUUGGUGCCAUGCUGAAGAGAAAGAAGUUUAAGAGAAUGAAGUCUUAAAAUAUGUUUUACUUUUAUAUAUUCUACCAAGUACAUUGUGGUUUUGUUUUUUUUUUGGGUAACACUGUCUUUUGUCAUGAUAAACACUGAAAUAGCAUGUUAAAAACUGCCUAUACUUUGAAAUGGUCAGUGAGAAAAGAAAAUGGCCUUUUCCCCCAAUUUGAUCGUUUUUUAAACGUGAAUUGCUCAUUUUAUACUAUGUAACUGCUUUUCAUAAAAUAGGAUUCACUGUUCUGUAUUAACACUGUUGGUCAGAAUAUGAUCUAAAAUAUAAAUAAGUUUGUUUUAAUAUUUUUUUCUUUUUCAGUAUAUUUUUAUGCCUUAUUUAUGAAUAAAUGAAUGCUUUAGAUCUUAAAUAAGGAGCCUAAUACAUAUGUUAAUUACCCUGGAUUUGCCAACAAAAUGAAUUUUGCUUAACUAAUCUUUAGGAUCAGAUGAUAUUACUAUCUCAAGUCUUGCACUGGAUAUUUAAAAAUACUGGCACCACAUAUUGGCAGAAAAAAAUUAAUAGGACAUUGAAAGACUGAAGACUGAAAUUCAAUAUUUUGGAUUGUAUUUUAAAAUCAGGUUUCAGAUUGACUAUGAAGAAGACCCUUCUUUACAUUAUUCUUAGUUUUAAAGAUAAACAUUUAUCAAAGUAAUUUAACUAUCCAGUCCAAAUUGAUGAGUAUUUGUAUUUGUGUGUACAAAUAACAAUUAUAUGCACAAUCAUUCUAAAACAGGAUAUGAGGAUUUUUGAGUUUCUUUAAAACAAAAACAAGCCCUGGAUGUAGUUGAUGAGUAACCAGUCCAUUGUAAGGAUAACUUUAAGAUGUGAUAUAAAAAGAGAACUUUACUUUUACAUAUUAAAAAGCUUUAAAGACAGACAAUUCAGGUGCUUAUAGUAGUAACUGCAACUCUGUACUUCAUUACUAAUAGAUGUAUAGUAAAAUUUUAUCACAUUUUUUUCAGUAAAAUCGAAUAAUUCAGAAAACUUAUUCAAAAGAUUUUUCAUUUUCAGUCAGGUUUUGUUCCCUCUAUAUUCUUAUAUUAUCAUAGUACAUGUAUUUUUAAAUAUAGCUUAAUUAUAUGUUUAUAAACUCGAGGAAGUAUCAGAAUCUUUCUUUGCUUUUUUUCAAGUAUAUAUGACUAUGAUCACAAAUAUUAAUUUCAUUUUUGAAAAUUAAAUGAUAUAGUAAAAUCAUUGAAAUUUUGUUUUGUAAUCCGACCACUUUGAUUCUUUAAUUUUUUAUGAUUUACUUUUCCCACAGAUAAUUAUGGAUGAAAUAAUUACCAGUUAACUAAUAUCAGCACACUGUCCUCUGCUGUAAAAAGUCUGAUAGAUACUGUGUAUGUUUUUAUGUCCAUGAACUUGAGCUACUCGUGUGCAAUUAUGUGUAUAGGAAUGGAGUAGUGUUCAUGAUUUGUAUCUACAUCAUCAUAUGGAUGUAUAUUUAUUAAUAAAGUCAUUACUUUAAAACCAAA
Vombatus ursinus (common wombat) is the source of this 3042-nucleotide messenger RNA. RefSeq names its product UPF0461 protein C5orf24 homolog. Gene Ontology annotation, cellular component: cilium. NCBI's taxonomy places the organism in Eukaryota, Metazoa, Chordata, Mammalia, Diprotodontia, Vombatidae. The transcript has 3 exons. The record is from RefSeq and is a predicted model, not a curated record. Gene Ontology annotation, biological process: cilium assembly. The coding region runs from base 219 to 686 and encodes 155 amino acids.